CGCAAAUAAUCUAAUAAAAUCAUAUAAAAUUUAUGAAUAACAAAUUAUUACUUUGACUUCCCAGUAGAAAAAAAAUUAUGAUUAAUUCCAUCUCUUAGAAUAUGAUGUACCUGGAUCGUAUUUCACCUAUAAUAAUGAUAGGCUUGAUUAACUGGAACCUAGUUUUAUCUGAAUUCAUAGCAUAUGGAUCUAAUACUAUGAAUAAGAAUACAGAAAAAGUUUUAAAUUCUGUUAUUUCUAAGAAGCAAUCUGAAUUACUAGAAAAUUCAAAAUCUUCAUCAGCAUCAAUACAUACACAGGAUACUUCAAAUGAAUAUAUGUUAAGUGAUCAUCCAUUAUCUGUAAUUAACUUUAAUAAGCAUCAAAAAUUUUCGUAUCUAAAUGAUAUGCAACCAGAAAAUGUUGAUAAUUCAAAACAUCCAUUAUUAUCUGAUCCAUUGUUUGAUCCUUCAAUUCUUACAGAUACUGCUGCUCGUGUAAUUCAAUCCAACCGUUGUACAACAGAAGAACGCCAAAAACGAAUACAAUGUUUCGAGGUACUACCUGCGGAACAGUAUGCUAUACCAUUAGGACAUACUGUGAAUAUGCAAUGUGUUGUUUUAAAUCAGCAUGGAAAAGUUCAAUGGCGUGCAAAAAAAAUACUUCUCGGUUAUGAUCGUUCUAUACCGGGUUACUCUAGAUUUAGAAUAAUUGGUGAUGUUGGACGAGGAGAGCAUACAUUACAAAUUACAGAUGUUCAACGUGAUGAUGCUGGAGAAUAUGAAUGUCAAGUCACUCCAGUCCCAGUUAAUAAUCAUCCAUUAUUAAGAAGAAAAACGUAUCUAGAAGUUCUUAUUAAGCCAAAUGAACCACAGAUUUUAUAUCAAAAUGUACAGUUACCCGACAAGAAAUUGAUCAUAUCUCAACCAGAUCCUAUUUUGCGUAUUAGUUUAGUUUGUUCUGCAGUUGGUGGCCGACCAGCUCCAAAUUUCAAAUGGUUACUUAACCGUCAUGAAAUACCAAAUCUGGAGGUAAAAACUAAAACACCGAUGAGUCCUAAUGAUGUAGCCAAAAUGAAUAAUUUGCUCAAAAUUUGGGGUAAAUUACAUCCUAUUAUCAAUAAUAAAGAGAAUGAUGAACAAUCUAGUCUAAGUAUCCUUAAAGCUGGUUUAGAAGAUGGUGAUGAAAUUGUGUGUAGUGUGUCCAACGCUGCAACUCAAAUAAAUCAUGAUCCAAUGAAACGUAAUUUAUCGAUAACAAUUACUGUAGAAGUUCAUACUCCUCCCGGUCCUCCGAAAAUCGUCAGUCCUGAAACAAACCAUGUUUAUUUAGAUGGUGAACAGUUACGUGCAGUAUGUGUUUCCUCACCACCUGGCAAACCUUUAGGUGGACUAUUCUGGAGAUGGUUAAUAAGAACAAGUCAAGUUGAUGACAGCGAUAUUCAGAAAAUCAGUGGAAUUGGGGGUAGGGGUGGUGCUAGACUCAGUGAUUACACAUCUGUUGAAGCCUAUCUACGAAGUUUAGACAGUAGCAAUAGUGGUGGUAGUUUAUCGCAGAAAAUCGCUAUGCCAGAACUAUCUCAAUUGCAGCAGGGAGAUUUUAUUUCCGAAGAUGUACAACCACUACAUUACACACUUACUAAAGAGAAAGAUCAAUUAGUAAAUACACUGAUCAUUCAACGAGUUACUCGGAAGUAUCAUGCUGCUAAACUGAUUUGUGAAACUGGACAUCCUGUGGGUUCGGCUCACCAAACAAGUAUCACAAUAUUUGUGAAACAUGCACCAGCUAAUGUCACAAUUUCAGUAGAAAGUGGUAGCAUUGAUGAUGAUCAUACUGGUGGACGCCAUGAAAAAGUAGCAUAUGCACGUGCCGGUGAAAUGAAAACAUUUAUUUGCAAAACUGCUCCAUAUUACGGUCAGGCAACUAUUAAGUGGUUAUUUCAAGCAGCCGGUGCUAGUAUUACAACACCACCCAAACAACUGGUUGAUAAAGCUGUCACAUUCAAAACACCGGAUGGAGAGAGUGUCUAUCAGGAGUCACGGAUUCAGAUCACUGUUCGACCAGAAGAUGACAGAAGUUAUAUAGAUUGUCUUGUUUGGAGUGUUGGAGAUGCACGCAUUGAUUCAAGAGUUCGCCUAGAUAUUAUCCAUCCGCCAGAUACGCCUAAGAUUACUGGUUAUAAAAGUGGCCAACCAGUGAACAUGGCUCAUCUUUUGGAAUUUACGUGUACUACCACAGGUGGCAAUCCACUGCCUGAACUCCAGUGGUUUAAAGAUAAAAAACCGAUCACAAACAAUGGUGAACCAAUUGUUAUAGGUAAACAAACUACUAUUAAACUAAAGCUUGUACCACAAAAAGAGGAUAAUGGUGCUGAAUAUCAUUGUUCAGCUCGUAACACUGCAACAAACAAUGAAUGGAUAGAUAGUGAAGCUAUAAUUUUAAAUGUUUUAUUUCCACCACAACGAGUAAGUUUAAAUUUUGGCGGUAAAUCGGUAGUUCAAAGUGGUGAACAACUUGAAAUCAACUGUCAAGCAGAUAGUUCAAAUCCAGUUGCUGUUAUCACAUGGCGUCAUUAUCAAUGUGGACCAGCUCAUGCGUUUUAUCGACGUCAUUUAUUACAACAACAACAAAAAUUACCAAAAUCUAGUAGUAGUACAAAUGAAGGGGAAAAGUGUAAAUUAUUAGAACUAAAAGGUUCCGAUGAAACACCUAUUCCUGGAGCAUCCGGCGGUUUAUUAGCCAGAAGUCAUUUAUGGUUACGUCCAACUUGGAGAUAUCAUAUGGACUUUAUCGAAUGCCAAGCGGAGAAUCCAGUUUAUGGUCCACCUAUUUGGCAUGAUAGACUUCAAUUAAAUAUCACAUUUGCACCACAAUUCUAUGGGCUUCAAGUAGGUGAUCACCGAGUAAUACGAGAAGGUGAAACGACUCAUCUAGACUUUGGAUUAUAUGCAAAUCCUCCAGUUACAUCUGUUUCAUGGUUUCGUAAUGAUCAGUUACUUCCAUUUGAACCUAAAGAAACUGAUACAUGGCAAGGUGUUUUUGCAGCUGGUUCUGUUGGAGAACUACUUUCAUUACAUAAAAUUAAUCGAGAAAAUAUGGGCAAUUAUACAGUGGUAGUUUCUAAUUCACAACAUGAAUCACGAAAUACAUUUUUUCUUAAUGUUACGUAUCCAGCAAGUAUUGUUGGUAAACUUGAAGAGAACAUAACACAAACGACUAAAGACUAUGCUGCUUUAGAUUGUAAAGCUGAUGCGAAUCCGGCUAUACCUGAUAGAACAUUUAAAUGGUAUCGUUACUUUCCACCUAAGGGCUGGACAGAAGAAGUAGAUGAGGGGGCAUUACAACUGAGUGAACCAAUUUAUUGUAAUCAAUCUCAGGUUGACAAACCAAAAAUGCUUGCUCAGUGUUUUCAACAAGAUAAGUUUCAAAUCUCUAGUACAUUUUACAUCUAUCAACUUACAGAAGAUGAUGUCGGUAAAUAUGUUUGCGAGGUCAGUAAUGGAAUAGGUGAACCAGUGAAGAAGACAUUUAAUCUUUUGUAUCAUUUUCCUCCAAAAAUAAUUCAAUUGCCUCGAUAUACAAAAGCAGCUGGUGAACAAAGUUCCAAAGUAUGGUUAACAUGUUACAUUCGUACAGAACCAACUCCACAAAUUGCUUGGCUCAAAGAUAAUAAAUUAAUCCCAAUGGAUGCGUUAAUUCAAAGUAAAACUACAGAUAGUAAAAAUGGAAUGAAAAAAUAUGAAAAUUUUUUAACUCAUAUACGUCCUGGAUUAUAUAAAGCUCAGUUAGCUGUUAAUGAUAUUAGAAAAUAUGACUUUGGUUCCUAUAGUUGUCAGGUUCGUUGGCGUGAAGUUGGUUCAAUUAGUUUGUAUAAAUAUGCUGACGUAGCAUCAAAUGAUAAUCGAAAUGUAGUUGAGUACUUCAUUACCGGUUUAAAACCUGGAAGUGAAUACAUAGUCAGUGUGAAUUCUAUGAAUUCAAAACAUGGAUCUAGUGCCUACACAGACCCUAUUCAUUUAAGAACACUACCAAUAGAUUCAUACAAUGGACGUGAACCUAUGCCACCCUUAUCAAAUUCUGGUUAUUCAGAUGACAAUGCUUUAUUAAUCAUAGUAUCUGCAUGUGUUUUUGGAUUUGUUAUUCUUCUUAUUAAUGUCAUAGUUAUUAUUUUCUUAAUUAAACGACGUCGUCAUCGUAAUAUGAUGAGAAGACGACAAUAUAAAUCUGAUCAAGGAGUUACUAUGACCAAUGGAGUUGCAUUAACACGUCAUGAUCAAUCUGGUACUGAUAUGAAAGCACAUCUUCAAUCAUCUUUUAUUGAUCAAAAUGAUAAUUUUAUAGAUACAGAUAUCAGUACAACAUGUAUAUGUUGUCCACCUAACAAAAAAAAACUCACAAGUUCAGGUUAUGUAAAAGCAGACUCUUAUGGUAAUUUUUCCCGUACACAUGGUUAUGCACCUCAUGAUAUUUGUCCAUCUCAAUGUUCUCAGUAUAUACCUACAGAUGUUGAUCAACAAGGAAAUUUGAUGAAUCAUAACAUCACAAGCAGUAAUCCAGAUUUUAAUCACUUAACUUCUAAUCAAAUGACAACAAGUUACCCGGUUCGCCAUUUAACAUCUCCAAAUCCAUAUUACAAUAAUACGCUGAAUUAUCCAAUGACUCGUCAUGGUUCUACUGAACUCGGAAUAGUUUAUUCAUCAGCAAAUCCAGUUAAUCAAUUAAGACAUGAACAUGGAAGCAUAAAACAUUCUACUCGCCAUGGUCAACACACUCCAAGACAACCAAAUCAGUCUCGUUACUAUGGUACAAAACCUAAUUUUGGAAGUACACGUUAUUUUUGUUCAUCAAGAGAAGUUAUUCAAUCGAAUACAUCUAGAAAAAAUAUACCUCAUUUUGAAAAUCGACAAAGUGUAAACAAUCUUUCUCAUGCAAUAUCUAGUGACUUAUUUACUCUUCAAAACCAAUGUAAUUGUGAACAACAAUAUUCUAUGCACAAACCCCAUCAAAUUCAAUGUCACAAACGAUUACCAUAUUCUUGUUCUACUUGCUUAAAAUCAAAAUCAAGUUUACAUAAUAGUAAGCAGUCAUUUCAUACACUCAACACUCAGAAUUCUGUCAUUGGUAAGUCUAUCAUUUAUAUUUAUAGAUAUAAGCUAGAAAUUUAAGUAGAUUAAUUUUAGCCAGUCGGUCUUGUAAAUCGGCUUGAAUAUACUCUUUAACUUCCUGAGAAUAAAUUUUGACCUUAAUUAACCUCACAUUAAACCUCCAGGAUUGUAAGUUGCAUAGCCUGUAUAAUAAAUACGUCAAAUAAUUCAUUUAGGUUUACCCUGAAAUUUAGCAAAAACUUCCGAAUGACUCAUAGAACUUUUGAUGUUGUUCAUGGAGAUAGAACAUGAAAGAAAAUCUCUCUUAAAGCAGAUCAAAUGUUUCAAUGUGAGCUGUGAAGACUCCAAAAACUCUUGAAACCUGAAAGGACUGUUAACUAUUAGUGUUGACAGAGACUUCAGAUGUAUGGUCUCUGUUGAUUUUCGCUGAUUACCCUUCUAAAAUAUUGCUGCUGAACUAAACUAGUGAAACAAUUCAACUUAAGAAGACGAUAUACGUUAAGCGUCAGGAAAAGAAACAUUUGAAGAGCCUAACUUCAGAGGAUUUUAGUAGAUAUUGUUGGACAAAACAACGAAACAUGAGACAAGUGCAUUUCAAUGAAUGAGAAGUAUUCUGAACGAGCUAAGAACGAUACACCUUAAUUACAUGAAAUAACGUUGUCGUGACCUCUGUCUAUGCAUAUAUAUAUAUUAUUAUUAUUAUCAGGCUCUCAUAUCUGAAAUAAUAUGGGUCACACUUUUAAAACCAACACAAACUUUGGAAAUACUUUAGAUAGUAGCCUUUGUUAUUCACAUACGAGAAGCUGGAGAGUAAAACAAUCUAAAUUUUAUCCUAUCUUGAAAUAAUUUUUUCAGUCUAAAAUACUAGGACGAAACGUCCGUUAAGUGUCUCCAGCUCUUCAAUGUUGGUUUUAAAAACAAGGUGCCAAUAACAUUUUAAUUCACUAAAAGUGAAACUAGAACACUUAAAUAUACUGAAGGUUUAGAAAAAUGUUUUUCAAUUGUUACUGUACAAUUAAUCAGCCUACUAGUUUGUUCACGUAUAUACUGAAAGUAUCCAGUGAUGUGAUAAGUUUAAGACAUUACAUUUAAAAGACUAUUUUGGUGACAAUCUAAAUUACGUUUGUUUUUUAACGACUUAUCAAUCCAAUAUUCUAGAUAAUUUUUCUGAAGAGGACAAAGAUUCCGAUCGUAGUCGUUAUGCGGAUCAACUUAGACGUAUUCAAUACAGUGGUGGGCCGACUGCUCAGCUUUUAUUAGGUAAUAUCAACAUACAAAAUGACCAUUCAAGUCCUGAUUCUAAUUUAGCACCUUCUCAAGAGGAGCACAAUAUAAAUAACUUCCAUUCAUGCUUAUCAAAAUCCAAAUUAAAUAUGCACAAGAUCGAAUUGAUGAAUAAUACUGAUAAUAAUCAUCUUAUCUCUAAUUUAAAUCAAUAUAACGAAAAACCAAGCAGUUUAGCAGACAAUGAAAAUCUUGAAACAUCAAGAUUGUUAUAUUCAAAUCAGUUCAACCGUCAACAACAACUACAAAAUCAACACAUUACUAAUGAUUUCUCUGCUAUUCCAAAUGUAGAUAACACUGAAAUCAGGUCAACCCAUCUAUCUGACUGUUUUGUUUAACUUCUUUUGCCUUUUUUCUCUCUCUCUAUCUCUCUGGUUAAAUCCACUUCUGUUUUUUUUCUAAAUUGUUCUUUUAUACUCAUUUACUCUCCUAACUAAUAUUUCCGGUUUCUAAGUUGAAUGUUAAACUGUAUAGACAUUAUUUUCAAUAAUCUUUUACACUUGAAAACAAACUUCGACAUUCAUGAUUUAUUUUAUUUCGAAUAGUAAUUACUUCUGAAAUAACAUUCCUCAAAUGAUUACACAUGGGAAAAACACAACGCUCCCCCCUCCACCUCACAAAUAGGUUUAUCAUUACAAAACUAGAAUACAUAUAUAUUUGUGAAUUCUUUCUUCGGUUUUUUUCUUUUUCAUUUGUUUUUUUCUUUUUUUGUAAAAUUUAAUAUUCAUACCACUUUUAUAACGAUGUAAAGUUUAACGUUUCUAUGACUGUAUUUCAUUUCAAUUUAGUUAUAUGAUAAAAUGUCUCUUUUUUUCAAUGAUUCAAAUGAUCAACUUCUUCUUAUAUAUCAUUUCGGUCAAUUUUCAUGACUGAUAAACAAAAUGUUGAUAUCAAUUGAUUAUUUAAGAGAAUAUUCAAUUGUAAGUUGUAAUACUUCACUUCAAUUUACAAUAUUACUAUAAUUAUUAGUUGUGUGUUCAUUUGUUAAUUGUGAAACUACAAUAUUUCACAGAAAAAUAAUUUUUAGCAAAAAAUAACUAUUUUCUUUC
Molecule: messenger RNA, 7417 nt
Organism: Schistosoma bovis
Lineage: Eukaryota; Metazoa; Platyhelminthes; Trematoda; Strigeidida; Schistosomatidae
Source: the annotation of a GenBank genome assembly